Triticum aestivum (bread wheat) is the source of this 2255-nucleotide messenger RNA. Its product is annotated as WAT1-related protein At3g30340. Lineage: Eukaryota; Viridiplantae; Streptophyta; Magnoliopsida; Poales; Poaceae. Bases 1070 to 2122 code for a protein of 350 amino acids. The record is from RefSeq and is a predicted model, not a curated record. Gene Ontology annotation, cellular component: membrane. The transcript is spliced from 10 exons. Gene Ontology annotation, molecular function: transmembrane transporter activity.
UCUUUAGAUUGGAAGCAAAAGAAAAAAAAAAAGAUAAUCCCUCCCCGUCCCCCGCUGCCCGGAGGCGCCGGCGGAGGUCGCCCUCCUCUGCCGCUACCGGCGCCCGGCCGCCUUUCGCUCCGGCCUCCCACCGCCCCACGCACCUGCUCCCUCUGCCGCUCCCCCCGGGCUGCCUCGCGUCCGCCCUCUGCACCAGUUCCCGCGCGGGGCCGAUCCCGCCGCCCGCCGGAGCGCGUCGGCGCCGACCGCGCCGGUGGAGCUCGUGGAGGCCGCGUUCAGGAGCCGGAGAGGCGGUGUUGGGCCUAGUUCCGCGCCGGGCUCCCCGCGGCCCUAGCUACUGUCAGAAAGAGAAAGCUCCAGAUUUUGCUCCGAUGAGCCGCCGCCGCCGCCAUUCCUCACCCGCGCCGGCGCUCCCGCUGGAGGACGAGGACCUCCUCCGCCUGCCUCGUCUGCAAGCGCUGGCGCGGCGUCCUCUCGGACCCCCGCUGCUUCCUCGCAGGCACCACCGGAGGCCCCCGCUCCUCGGCUUCAUGACUGGCAAGCCGCGGUGCUGUGUGCUGAUGCUGAUGUCAAAUGUGGUUCUUCUGGUUACGUUCGUGCUCCCACUUGAGUCAAUGCGGUUCAGAAGAAUUUCUGAAAGAAAUGGCUGGGAUAAAACCAUCCAUUAUGCCUACAGGAAUUUCUAUACUGCAGGGGAGCUGGGUGAAACUCUGAGCACGUGAGAUCUGCUAAUGUGCGAUAUGUUGGUUGACCAGGGACGCCAUGUGAGGAACAGGGGAUAUUGGGAAGGUCUUUAGAUCAGAAAACUUUCCUAGCAAAGCCUCUCUUAGAAGCCCAAUCUACCUGCGCUGCGACACAUCCUCUCCUUCUGCUAGUUGUAUUUUGGAACAUACAACUGGUAGUGCUGUUCUUCCUCAACAUGGCAACUUUGCUCACCGUUCCUCGUCCACAGUGCUUCCUCUGCCGCACACAUAAAGCUAGACAGAUAGGAUCAAGUCUGCUGCCUGGAUAGUUAGAGCCCAUCACCUAAGGCCAGUGACAGGACACCUCUCUGGUUUGUGCAGAAUCAAUGGGGUGGAUUGAGCUGCUGAAGCCGGUGGCGGCCAUGAUCGCCUUCGACACGCUCUUUGCGGUGAUGACAGUGCUCGUGAAGAAGGCGCUCGAUGGCGGCCUCAACCCCGUCGUUCUUAUCGCUCUUCGGCAGCUUGUCGGUGCAGCUUUCCUGGCGCCGAUUGCCUACUUCAAAGAAAGGAAUGCAAGACCAAGAUUCACAAAGGAGAUCUUUGCCUACUUGUUCAUGAGUGCGCUACUUGGGGCACUAUUCGCUCAGUAUCUGUUUUUCUUGGGCUUGAGCUACACCACUGCAACACUGGCUGCAACCGUCUCGAAUAUGACCCCAAUCUUCACCUUCCUGAUCGCCGUCCCUCUUCGGUCGGAAACAGUAGACGUGAGGAGCAAGGCGGGUCUGGCGAAGAUCGCAGGAACACUAGCGUCUGUCAGUGGUGCGAUACUGCUGAGCCUGUACAAGGGUGCUGCCCUGACUCACACAGCAUCUUCGACCCAAGAACACGGUGAAAAUGGCACAACGGGCAACAGUGGCAGCAAGGGGAGAUGGUUGCUGGGCUCGGCGUUGCUGCUGCUGAACUGCAUCACCUUCUCACUCUGGAUGCUGCUGCAAGGGAAGCUCACCAAGAAGUACCCUGCAGUCAUCUCCAGCACUGCAUUCAUGGCCUUGAUCAGCUCACUGCAAGCAGGGGCACUGGCAGUCACCACCCAAAGGCACCUCUCAGUUUGGCUGCUCCGAGGAAGUAUUCAGAUUGCAACCGUUCUUUUUGCGGGAGUGGGAGUAUCGGGGAUAGGGUAUGUGCUGAUGACCUGGUGCAUCGAGAAGAGAGGGCCGGUGUUCACUGCAGGCUUCUUGCCUCUCAUUCAGAUCAUUGCUGGAGUCCUUGAUCUCCUCGUCCUUCAUGAACAGCUUUACGUGGGAAGUGUGGUAGGUGCUGCUCUUGUCAUUGGAGGCCUCUAUCUUCUGCUCUGGGGGAAGAGCAAGGAAGCAUCGUCAGCUGCCAUUUUAUCAGAGAAAGGACUCGAAGAAGAUAAGGAGACACAGGAAAAUUUGUGAAGUAUAGAAAGGGCAUUCUUACUAGUUAGUGGGGAUGUCAAGAAUGACCCUAAAUGUUCCAACUAUCUGCCCUGGCCCAUGCUCUAUGUACGUUGCUACAACUUUGAAUAAGUCAGUGUCAUAUUUGUGCUCA